UCAAACAUAAGGGGCAUUUGUGUCAUUUCAACUCACUCCCUCCGUCCCUUGUAACGUACUAAUUAGUGCAACACUCUCACUCUCACUGCUACAAAUUAGGGCAAAAUUAGCCAUUGAAGAUGAAAAGAAUUUCUUCGAGUUACUCCUACAAGGGCAUUUCUUAUUCUUGUUCAGCAAUUAGAGCUUAUUCUUCAUGGCAUAUCAGUGACAAAUUCAUUUCAGUAAAGGGUAAACUUGGGUUUAAUAGCAAGAUUGAGAAGAUCAAAUGUUUAGAUCAAGCUGUAAGUCUCUUCCAUCAAAUGGUCAUAAUGAAGCCUCUUCCUUCAGUUCCCGUCUUCUGUAAAUUAUUUAACACUAUUCUAAAUAUGAAGCAUUACUCUGCUGUUGUUUCUCUUUUCAGAGAAAUGCGGAAAUUGGGUAUCCCAAUUAAUGUAUUCAUCUUGAGUAUUGUGAUUAACAGUUACUGCCUGAUGCAUCGUGCUGAUUGUGCAUUUUCUGUAUUACCCAUUUACUUGAAGAAUGGCAUUCCAUUUAGUGUUGUCACCUUUAACACCCUAAUAAGGGGAAUCUUUGCUGAAAAUAAGGUCAAAGAUGCAGUUGAAUUGUUUAAAAAAUUGGUGAGGGAGAAUAUUUGUGAGCCCAACGAAGUCACGUAUGCAAUCGUCAUGAAUGGGCUCAGCAAAAGAGGACAUACUCAAAAAACUUUUAGUUUGCUCCGCUUAAUGGAGCAAGGGAACACUAAGCCUGACAGAUGCAUCUACAACAUUGUCAUAGAUGCCCUUUGUAAAGAUGAAAAUUUAGAUGUUGCUAUCAACCUUUUGGACGAGAUGAAGCGGAAAGGCAUUCCUCCAGACAUAGUCACUUAUAAUUCAUUAAUUGAUGGUUUGUGUAAGCUUGGUCAGUGGGAGAAUGUUAGGAUUUUGUUCUCUGACAUGGUAAGUCUUAAAAUUUAUCCAAAUGUGCGGACCUUUACCAUGAUGAUUGAUGGACUAUGCAAAGAAGGAAAAGUAGAAGAUGCUGAGGAAGUAAUGAGACACAUGACCGAUAAAGGUGUAGAGCCGGAUAUAAUCACCUACAGUGCGAUAAUGGAUGGAUAUUGUUUGCGUGGUCAACUGGAUAGAGCGAGGAGAGUUUUUGAUUUCAUGAUAGAUAAGAGCAUUAAACCUAACAUUAUUUGCUAUAGCAUACUAAUAAAUGGAUACUGUAAGAAAAAGAAAUUUGUCGAGGCCAUGCAAUUGUUUCAUGAAAUUUCUCAAAAGGGAUCAAAACCUAAUGUUGUUACGUACACUACUAUCUUGCAAGGUCUUUUUGAAGUUGGAAGAAUAGGAGAUGCAAAAGAAUUCUUUGCUGAGAUGCUAUCUAUAGGGCUGGUACCUGAUUUAUGCACUUAUCACACUUUGCUCAAUGGUUAUUUUAAGUAUGGACUUGUUGAAGAAGCUAUGUCACUCUUUAAUAAGCUGGAAACAAAUAGAGAAAAUAUUGAUAUAAUGUCUUACAAUAUUAUCAUUAAUGGGUUGUGCAAAAAUGGUAAACUCGACAAAGCUCGUGCUAUUUUUGAGAAGCUUUCUUUAAUUGGAUUGCUUCCGGAUACAAGAACAUAUACUAUAAUGAUAAAUGGAUUUUGUCUUGAAGAGUUGUUAGAUGAAGCAAGAGGUAUGUUAAGAAAAAUGGAGGAUAGCGGUUGUUUGCCAAACAUUGUCACUUACAAUGUUAUUGUGCAAGGUUUUCUCAGGUGCAGGGAAAUUAGUGAAAUGGCAACUUUCAUGAAGGAAAUGGCCGGAAGGGGCUUCUCAUUUGAUGCAUCUACAUCUGAGCUACUGGUAAAGGCUAUUAGUGAGAAUCCUUCCGUACUUGACAUGAUACCAGAGCUUCACUUGAAUUAUAAGAAGUGAAUAUUUCUUUCGCUUAGUUUAUUCGGCUGUACAAAAGAAAUCAGAUUGCCAUAUCACAUCUGAUGCAAUAUCUUGAGCUUUCUAGGCAGGCUUAUUGAUGAGGGCAGAUCAUCUUGUUCUCGGUAGCAGUUAAUGGUUAAACUGUCCUAUGCGGCUGUUUGUGAACAGAGAUAAGCUGAGAUGAACCAGCUGACAAUACAGGCGAUUGUCAGGCUGAAAAGUUUUGGAUCUCAUUUUCAGGAAAAUCAAUGGGAAGGUCAUCCAAGACAGUGGAAGUUGUGAACUUUAUGACAGAAGAGAACAGGCUCAUCACGGUCACACCAGAAACUGAAGUUCUGAAAGCAAUUGCAACUGAUAACAGAUAACCGCAUCAGGCACAUUCUUCUUGUUGUCCGUUGGAGAUGUUCGUGUCAUUGCAAGUGAGCGUAGGGAUGAGCUGAACCGUUCAAAUACCAUACAGACAAAGGAGGUUAUUAGAUGAAGAUGACGAGAAAUAAAUGGACUGUACCCUUAAUCUUGUAAUUAUCAACAUUCUUGGGUCUACUACAUUACUUUUUCAGUUCAGUGUGCUUAUGACUAGCAGUUGUUUAAUAUUGACAUAUUCUUCCAGUUAA
Messenger RNA from Lycium barbarum (goji berry), 2506 nucleotides. Its product is annotated as putative pentatricopeptide repeat-containing protein At1g12700, mitochondrial. Gene Ontology annotation, molecular function: protein binding. Bases 120 to 1892 code for a protein of 590 amino acids. The record is from RefSeq and is a predicted model, not a curated record. Lineage: Eukaryota; Viridiplantae; Streptophyta; Magnoliopsida; Solanales; Solanaceae. The transcript has 5 exons.